Messenger RNA from Paramecium sonneborni, 3880 nucleotides. The record is from the annotation of a GenBank genome assembly. Lineage: Eukaryota; Ciliophora; Oligohymenophorea; Peniculida; Parameciidae.
AUGCUUAUACUACUUCUUUUAGUAAUUAAUCAAGUGAACACCUAAGCAAUAGAAUCCAAAGGAGUUAUUUUAGAAUAACCUUAAAGUGAAGAUCUUUUUUCAAUAAUUUUUGAAUUUAGAUCAACUGAAAAAAUAAAUAAAUUGGAUAUUUACCUUAACAAACUUAAAUGUUUAGAAACUUCAACAGUAAUAUAAUUAAUAUAUAAAUUAGAUAAUACCAAUAAUCAAAAAUAAUAAACCAAAUCCUUAUACAUUCGAACUAGAUCUUAAAAACAAUAUUCUAAAAGUCUAUUUGGAGAUUGAAAAGAAUGUUUUUUCAUAAUAAGAGAUUAAGUUUGAAGCUACUUAGUUUUACUAUCCUACAUACAAUUAAACAUUAGAAUACAAUGUUUUAUUUGAAAGUAAAGAUUCAAUUGUUUGUUAAAUAACAAGAAAUGCAAUGUUAUUAUAAUCUUUAUAAAUUACACAGGAAAUAUCUAUAACACAGGAUUAUUAAGAUUUAAAUAUUCAAUUUAUCAAUUACUAUAAAAACCAUCUUUAUGAUGUUAUAGUAAUCAAAUUUAUUCCAACUUAUCCAUUUGAUCUAUCUUUUUAAUCAUGUGAAGGCAUUUAAAAUAUAGGGAAGAAUUUAAAUUGUUGGAAGAACAACAAUAAUAUAUAUAUUCAGUAAAAACCUGAAGAUUUUAUAGAAAAAAACAAUCAAAACUUAAUAAAAUUGAAAAUCAAAGGUUUUCUUAAUCCAUAUUAUAUUGGAAAAAUAAAAAUAUUAGUCUUAAUAUAACCUAUUCAAUUUCUAGAUACAUCUAUAAUUUCUUCAUAUUUUUAUAGUUAAUAUGAAGUCAAAAGCUAAAAAAAUAAAUAGGUCUAACUUUCUUAAUCAAGUAAAUAUAUUAAUUCAAUAUCAUAAAUUGAAUUAAUAAUUAAUACUUUAAGAUUUAAUAAAUACUUAUAAUUAGAAUUAUAUAUACCAAAUUAAUCAACUAAUGAUCUAAUUUUUAAAUCAAAUGACAAUAAUAUGAAAGUUAAUGUAAUAUCUACAGCAAAUAAAGAGAUUCAAUUAUUAAAAUUAACUAUUAAUGAACCAUAAACUAAUUAUGAUAUCAAAUUACUCAUAGAAAAUUAUUAAAAUCCAGCUAUUCCCUCAGAAGAAAAAUGUCUCUAUUUUUUGACAGAAACCUUUAAUACAUUUGAUGAUCCAUUAUAGAUUUAAUAUGGAAAAGGGAUAUUAAGUUUUAUUCCAAAUUAUAUAAAUUUGAUUCAAAUAUAAUCCACCAACAAUUACAUUACUAAAAGUACUAAAGCAACCAUUAAAUUUGGAAUCGACAUUAAUUUAUCAAAAGAUUGUAAUAUAUAAUCUUUAAUUUUAGGUUUAUUGAAUGUUAAAUUUAAUCAAAACUUAAAUACAUCCAAGAUUUCUUCCUAAAAUUAAGUUGUUAAUGAAAACACAUUAAGUUUAUAUGGAGUAUUUUCUGAAUAAAAAUCAGAAUACACAAUUGAAUUUAAUAAUAUUAUCAAUCCAAUAGUACCUAGUAAGUUUAAUUAUGUUGAUCUAGAAAUAAUAUAUUUUAAUAACAUCAUAGCAUCUAAUUAAAAUUAAAUUGAAGUUGAAAUAAUACCAGAAAUUUUAACAUUGAAAAACAUUAAUCUUGAUUAUAUAAUAGCAAACUCAUACACAACUUUUAAAUUAGAAAUUAAUUUUAAUGUGUAACAUCCAUACUUAACUAAUAUUGAAAUUUAGUUUGAUCCAUUAAAUAUUAAUUUUAAUUAAAUUACUAAAUAGAUUUAAUGUUUUUUAGACAAUUAAGAUUAUAUUUGUUAAAUUCAUCAAACCAAAUUAACAAUUUUUGGUGUUGGUUUGACAAAAAAUUCUAUUUUAUUAGAGAUUUUAUAUUUUCCAUAUCCAAAAUCAAUACAACCUUUAAUCAUUGAAUCAAUUAGAUAAUUCAAUAAUAGUAAUAUUCUAUUAUAAACUGAUUAAACUUAUUUAAUUUAACCUAAAUACUGUAGAGAAUUUAACCAAUUUUAGAUAUAAUUAUAAUAAAUAAUUUAGCAAUAAGAAUUAGUUCCAAUUAACAUCGGAAUAAUGCCUUCACAAGAUAUUUUAGAAAAUGAAUUCUUAAUUUUUGUGUUUGAUAAUAAUAUGAUAAUAGAAAAUGAUGUUUAAUGCUAAAUUAACAGUUAUUUAGUGAAUAUAGAAUGUGAAUUAAAAAAUGAAUAAAUAAAAAUAAAAAUUGUAAGUGGAUCCCUUAUUCAUAAUAUGAGUUAUAGCAUAUUGAUAAAUAAAGUAAAAAUUCUUGGAAAUCUUAUUAAUUUUAAGUUGAGUGCCUUCACCUAAAAUAAUUUUCUUUAAUAGUAAUCAUAAUACACUCAUGUUAAAAAAUAAUAAUCUCAGUCAAGUGAGUUUCUAGAAUUUACAUUUGAUCCUAUAGAUUCUGAAUAUUCAGCCUAAAGUAGUUAUAAUUUAUUUUUUGAAAAUGCAAUUAAUAUUCCUGCCUAAGGAUAUUUAAAAUUAUCAGCCGCAGAAUUGAAUAUCAAUUUUCUAUCAGGCUAAGUGAUUAAAGUUUCAGGAAAUGAAGACAUUCUUAAUUAAAAAAUAAUAAAGUAAGACUAAAAAUAUAGUUUAUUGUUUUAUUUUGAAAAAGAAGUAUUUAGUGGAAUGCAUUUAUUUAGAUUGUAAAAUAUUAGUAAUCCACUUUAUAAAUAAAAGAAAGAUUAUUAUAAUUUUUAAUUGGAAAGCUAUGAUUAAAAUAAUAAUCUUUUAGAAUAUAAAUAAUAUGAUCUCUAUUUUAUUUUUGUAUGUCCAUAAUCAAAAUGCUUAAUUUGUAAUUAAUAAGAUUAUUGUGAUAAAUGUGAUGCUGAUUAUGUAUUAUAUUAAGGUUAAUGUUUAAAAGAAUGUCCAAUUUAAACUGUUUUGAUUAACAAUCAAUGUUAAAGAUGUAAUUCAGGUGCAAGUUGUUUAGUUUGUAGUAAUGUAGAUACUGUUUUAUGCAUUAAAUGUAAUGAUGGAUAUGAUUUAAUUAAUGGAUUCUGUAUUUGGACAACAUAUUUAAAUUAAACUUAAAGUUAAAAUCCGUCAAAUAAUAUUACUAAUAAUUCUAAUGUAUAUUUUAAUAAAAAUACAACUAUUUAAACAAAUUAAACAAUCUAAACACAAUUAAUAUUUGAUGUCCAUAUAUUUGCAAUUAUUGUAUUAUCAUCUGCUAUUAUAUUUAUACUAAGAAAUAUUUUUUAAAAAAAAACUGAUUUUUAAAAUGCAUAUCUGGCUUUUAGUGGAUUAUCAGAUUUUGCUUUACAAUUUAUUUCAUUUUUAAUAAUAAUUAUUAAUUACACUAUUUUCUAAUCUAUUAUUUCACUAACAUUAUGCUUUUUAACCAUUUUCUAAUAACUCUAUGCAUAUAAGACAAUAAAACAUUAAUUAUAAGUUGAUUCUAGCUAUUAAAAAUAUUUAGAUAGUAGGUUUGCAUAAAUAUUAAGAUUUUUGACUUUAUAUAUUGAUUGGAAGGUUAUCUUUAUUCAUAAAUCCAGUAUUACUAAUUCUAAAUUAUUUUCAAUUGAAUUUUAAAAUGAAAUAAGAAUUUUAAGAUUAAUUUUCUUUUUCUUCCUCAUUAAAAUUUCUAUUAAUAUAGUAAAUUUAGGGAUGUUAGGCAUAAUCUUAAUAACCUAAGAUUAAAUAGCAUAAUUGAUUUACGAAUCUAUAUUUUAUAAUUUAGCUAUGAUUCUUAUUUAAUUAAAUAAGAUGUAUUAAAUAAAACUUACUUUGAAAAAUUAUAAUCAUUAAGAUAUUUUGAUAGAUUAGAUAAAUAUUGAAUAAAAUAAUCAAGAAUAAUAGAAAAUAACAGCAAAGGUAACUCCAGAAAGUAUGAUUAUUUAAUAAGAUUGA